Magallana angulata is the source of this 723-nucleotide messenger RNA. RefSeq names its product complement C1q-like protein 3. Gene Ontology annotation, molecular function: protein binding. The record is from RefSeq and is a predicted model, not a curated record. NCBI's taxonomy places the organism in Eukaryota, Metazoa, Mollusca, Bivalvia, Ostreida, Ostreidae. The coding region runs from base 46 to 636 and encodes 196 amino acids. The transcript has 2 exons.
CAACAUAUGGAAAUCUGACGCAUGUCUAUAGUCCUCUAAAACAACAUGGCUUACUAUAUUUUGGUCGUAAUCUUUUUCAUUAAUAUCUCUGUUGGUUUUUCUGACGGUUUGCUACUAACAGAUCCGGCACAUGUAGAACAGCGAUUUAACCAAUUAGAGAGCCAGAUUCAGGGACUGUCCCAAAAAGUGAAUACAUUGGAACAAGAAAACGCGGCGCUGAAAGCUCAAGUAUCGUCAGGAAAUUCAACACUGGUCUAUUUUUCUGCCUUUCUAAGGAAUACAGUGGCUACUCCAUCAGUAAUUGACGUUGUGUACGAUGGCGUUCGAAGCAACUACCAGAACAGCUAUAACCCAACAACGGGUCGAUUCACCGCCCCCAUCAAAGGCUUGUAUGUGUUUGCAUGGGAAACAGUGACUGACAACGUAUUUGACACCGAGUUACUGGUAAACGGUGAACAGGUGAUGUUUAACAUCUGCAACAACCUAGCCCACAAUGGAGCUUACGUCUCUUGCUCGAGAACGGCGCCGACUUUCCUGACACCUGGAGAUAUUGUGCAUAUUCGGGUCCGAUCUGGAAUCUCCCUGCACGGUGGCGGAUGGUCAAGUUUUAGUGGCUGGCUCGUUCAUAGAACGUAACGAUACACACCAAACAUCAGCCGUUUGCUUUAUAUUGAUGUGGUCAUUUUGCCAUAUAACUAUCUUAUUAAAAAUUGCAACCAAUUA